AUGGAACCUAUUUUGCAUAUCCAGGGCGAUGCUCAUUCGUCGUUAGCCCCGUUGAUCUUCAUUCAUGCAGUGUCCGGCCUGGCAUGGCCUUAUAUGGCGCUUGGCAACCUCAGCAACACAAGUGACCCGGCCAGGUCCCGACCAGUCUAUGGAAUCUCAUCACCAGUUUACAGUUUGGAGCUCCGGCCACAUGGCCCUUAUCUCCUAGGGGGCUGGUCCAUGGGCGGGAUGAUCGCUGUCAAGAUGGCGGAGAUCCUGCAAGCCGAGAAGGAGACCGUCCAGCAAGUCAUUCUCUUGGACUCCAUCAACCCAGAGAAAUAUCCGGCGUUCGUUAAUGAGGAAGAGCACCGCAUCAUCGCAGACGGAUUGUUCACAAACGUCUGUCAAGCGAUGGGAAUGGCAGAUCUUGCAGACAAUAGCGAUGAUGUAGACAACCGAUCAGAUGCCUCGGAGGCCAGCGACGACGGGAGUACUAUGAGUGAUGAGGAGGAGGAUGACAACCUGCAUCGUCUGUUUUCAACAAUGCGCCGCCACAUUCAUGCCAGCACUCUCUCCAUUGCUAGCACCGAGCCCGGCAAGCUGCUACCGCCAAACAGCGUCUGUCAUACCAGUGUGACUUUAGUCAAAUGUACAGAAUUGUCUGAGACUGUUCCCGCGCUAUUUUCUGCCCGGCAACGGUGCAUCCGAAGAUGUGCUCUGCACCCCACCCUGCAGUGGAGGCCGCAGAACUUCGAUCGAUUUCGCACGCUGUUGAUCGACGCACGGCACGAUAGUUUAUUCGAUGAGGAACACGUGGAGGAGGUGACCAGCAUGCUUAGACAGAUCCUAGAGUCUUGCUAG
Molecule: messenger RNA, 840 nt
Organism: Aspergillus eucalypticola CBS 122712
Lineage: Eukaryota; Fungi; Ascomycota; Eurotiomycetes; Eurotiales; Aspergillaceae
Product: thioesterase domain-containing protein
Exons: 2
Coding region: 1-840 (279 amino acids)
Biological process (GO): biosynthetic process
Source: RefSeq, a predicted model, not a curated record